ACGAGAGCAACACGUUCUCUUUUCACAACUACCCAAAAUGGACGCGAUUGAAGAGACACGGAUUGAAAAUGGCCUUGACAAGAAGAACUCGUCGUCGUCUGCAGAAGUUGAGACAGACCACAAACAGAAGGGCGUUAUGUCCGGCGGGAAAAUUAUGGUUGCUGGGGGACCGGGGCGCAAGUCCAAGGCUUGUCUCGAGUGCAAGAAGUUGAAGAUGAAAUGCGAGGUGUUUCCAGGAGACCGGAAAUGUCGACAAUGCCUGCGGAGAAAGGCGCAUUGCAUCUUUCGGCCUGCAUCAUAUGCAGCUGGCGACGGAGCAGCCACUGGUAUCACUGACAGAUACGAGCAGAAGAUGGACUCCAUGACAGAGGAAAUGAAGCGCAUGAGAGAAAGCUUAGAUGCUCUACUUGCCUUCAAGCAAUCACAUUCGACAUCUCCGGAUGGCGGCCACUCCGUCCACAUUCCCCUUACCAGUACGCCGUUGAGCACGACAAGUCCGGCUGGGCUUUCAACUCGAGAGGACAAUACCCAAAUGGCCAUGACGAGAGAAAACUCCCUUGAACCAGCUCCCAAUGGCGAUCACCGGGACGGGGCUGUCACUGUGGAGGAGCCGAUGGGAAGCCUCUACGAAGUGACCCGGUUGAGGAAUAUUCGCAGUAACAAGGCUAAAACCGCAAGACCACACGCAGGCGCGCAGGGCGAGUUGAACGAUUUCAUCUCGCGGGGCGUGAUAACCGAAUACGAAGCGGAAGAGUUGUACAAAACAUUCCACACCUCGUUAAAUCACUAUCUCUGGGUCGGUCUGGAGCAAACACAUCCCUCAUUCAACUCGAUCCGCAAAUCAUCAGAACUAUUGACGGCAACGAUCCUCGCCGUUACAGCGUUACAUCUUCCAACAAGUGCCGACACCUUCGACAAGUGCUAUAAAGAGUUUCUGUCACUGAUAUCCUCGUCCAUGUUCUCCCGGUACCACAGUAUCGACGACGUCCGGGGUCUUUGCAUCGCUGCAUUUUGGCUAUCAGACGUUUCGUGGAAGUUGUCUGGGCAUGCCAUCCGCAUCGCGACAGAGUUGAAUAUCCACCAGUCGUUUACAAAAGCCCUCGAAGGCGAUCGCGAACACUUUCUCCGGGCACGGCUGUGGUACAUGCUGUACGUAUGCGACCACCACUUCAGUAUCGCCUACGGCCGUCCUCCGAUGAUCGCCGAGUCCACUCAGAUUCGCGAGCACGAGCUCUUCCUCGCGUCGCCUUUUGCAAACACCCUUGAUGCGCGAAUCCUGUCGCAGGUUUCUCUUAUGCAGAUCCUGACGCGGGUAUACGACCGGUUUGCGGAACGGCGUCUCCCUGACCCGCGCGCGAUUCGCACAGCGACAACGAGCGUCUCGUAUGACUCCUAUGCUUCGAUGCUCUCGGAGGAAGAUUUGAUGGAUGUCCGGAAUUUUAACCUCGAGAUUGAGCAGUGGCGGAUGCGGUGGUACGCGAGACAGCAAACAAGCGGGUUCAUUGGGACGUUCCCGCCCAAGGGCAUCAUCCUCUACAGCUACUUUGCAAAAUUACAGCUCAAUAUCCUCGCCGUAAGGGGGGUGAGUUUGCACUCGGGCCGGCUGUCGACGGAGCGCAAGGAGCUCACGAAUAUAGCCAUCUCAGCAGCAGCGAGUAUCUUGACAUUUGUACUGGAAGAGGAGGAUAUGCGACGAGCGCUCGUUGGGACGCCAUUGUAUGUGCACACCAUGAUUGCGUUUGCGUCAGUGUUCUUGAUGAAGGUCGCCACGAAGUGGAACCGCAUCAUGGGCUUCAACAUUGAGCACAGCUACGUGAACGUGUCGCGGCUGCUAGAGAACAUGGUUAUACUGCUGAAGAGCUCGGUCACGUCGGAUCGGCAUGUCCUUCACCAUAUUGCGGCAGGCCUGGAGAAGAUGCUGGCCAAGAUGACGGCGGAGGCUGCUGCUGAAGACUACGUGAAGCCGGCGCAUAGUUACAACCACGAGACCGUCGGGUAUAACAAAGCUGCCGUUGACGCAGCAUCUGUGCCUGGUACAGGGCUUGGUACUCCGAUUCAUGGUGGUCAUAUCCAUGGCCAAGGCUGGGAACAUCCAUCACCGAGUCAGGAGUUCUAUGGUGAUGGCUUGACGUUUAUAAACGAUAGUCUGUUGUAUGAAGCGUUUGGGGCGGAGGCCGCUAACAACGAUGUGUAUAAUCUUCUUACCAGCCAUUUCACAUGAAUAUAGAUUACAGAUGGCUUAAACAUGUACUUGGUCUCUCGAUGAUACCAUUGCUUAAUGCUGCUGUGCGAUUCGACAUCGAAGCGUUAGGGUUGGGUAAGGAUGAGGCCUUUGAGCGCCGUGAAGACUGUGCGAUAGCUGCGCGUCUUCUUUUGGUCUUCAUCCUGUCCCCACGAUGGCAGCCGUUGCCAAGGGCCUCUGUUAUCAGGGUAAUCAACGAGAUUGCGGUAUUCGGUAGUUUGCAAGUUGGUGGGUGAUGCGUGUGAUUGUCGGGUCCAAUUUAG
This is a messenger RNA of Aspergillus versicolor CBS 583.65, 2505 nucleotides long. RefSeq lists its product as uncharacterized. Gene Ontology annotation, cellular component: nucleus. Bases 38 to 2221 code for a protein of 727 amino acids. Gene Ontology annotation, molecular function: DNA-binding transcription factor activity, RNA polymerase II-specific; zinc ion binding; transcription cis-regulatory region binding. NCBI's taxonomy places the organism in Eukaryota, Fungi, Ascomycota, Eurotiomycetes, Eurotiales, Aspergillaceae. The transcript has 4 exons. Gene Ontology annotation, biological process: regulation of DNA-templated transcription; DNA-templated transcription. The record is from RefSeq and is a predicted model, not a curated record.